Messenger RNA from Notolabrus celidotus (New Zealand spotty), 1751 nucleotides. RefSeq lists its product as uncharacterized. Gene Ontology annotation, biological process: toll-like receptor signaling pathway; immune response; inflammatory response. The record is from RefSeq and is a predicted model, not a curated record. Gene Ontology annotation, cellular component: membrane. Bases 98 to 1360 code for a protein of 420 amino acids. NCBI's taxonomy places the organism in Eukaryota, Metazoa, Chordata, Actinopteri, Labriformes, Labridae. The transcript has 2 exons. Gene Ontology annotation, molecular function: transmembrane signaling receptor activity.
CACCAGGGAGUGUAGUUUCUUUUUCAUUUUCUAGACUUCUUGUUCUGCUGUUGGCGGCCCAUUGAUUCACUGCUUUGUGUUUUUAUAACUAAAGAAAAUGGAGGAAAUUGUCUCACAUGACGGAGCUGAAAUUCAGCCUGAACCCACUGGCCCUCUGUCUCCAUCCAUCGACGUUCCUCCCACACUGAGAGAUAGUGAGUGUUACCAUGUCUUCAUUAGCUACAGCAGCACUGACUACCAGUGGACCCACUCCCUCAUCGAGCAGCUGGAGUCCUGCGGCCUGCAGGUCUGCUACCAUGAGCGUGACUUCACUCCAGGCCGCACCGUGUUAGAGAACAUGUCCGACUGCAUCCAGGAGAGCCAAAAGGUCCUGCUGGUUCUUAGUCAAGAGUUCGUGAGGAGCCGCUGGUGUCUCCUGGAGGCCAACAUGUCUCUGUUCAGAGACUGCCUGGAGAGGAAGCCCAUCGUCCCAGUGCUGCUGGAACCUGGAGUCUCUAUUCCUCUACACCUUUGCCACCUCACCUACCUGGAGGCCAGCGACCCUGAAUUUAAGAGCAAGCUGCUCAAGGUGCUCUGCACCCCCAACCAGCAACUGCAGGGCUCCACUGUGGUUCCCUUCCAGCCUCCCUCGAUCUACAAUGGGAAGGCCCUGCAGCCUUUGACAGCUGUAAAUGAUGAAAGGCUGAAUAAAUGGGAAGCAGGUUGGUUCAGUGACAUGGAGGUGCCAGACCAACUGCGCCUGAUCAUUGAAGACCACAACAAGUACAGAGAGGCUGUGAGGAUCCUCAACAGUGUCUCUGAGAAUACCAUGUACACUGUCACAGUAAGAUCACUUCUGUUAGUUAUUGUAUCAAUAGUGGUUUUUUCUUUAAGCGGUAUUAUUGGUUUAUUGAUAGAUAGGCUAAUUGUUGACUUGUUAUCAAAAAAGAAAACAGAGCUUUGGGUGUUCACUUUUCCCUUUCUGAUUUGUGUUAUAUUGGGGUCAUGUAUUCAGAUAGCUUUGUGGAAAAAGGAUGAAGUUAAGCACAUAGUGAGGGAGAUGCAAAAAGCUGUCGGCAAAGCAAACAUGAUCCUCUCUGAGGAGAAGGUGUUGAUGGGAUGUUGUUCCAAUUCUAAAAUCUAUCUGGUGUAUGUUUCUCUAGAUGGAUGUAAACAGGAGUUUGCAGAAACAUUUUCUAAGCAGGUUGUUGCUGAGGAAAUGUUUCAAAGAGCUCUGAUGUUCUUCUCACCAGGUUACGCCUGCUGCCUUGCUAAGAGGCAUUUUCCCUUUCCUAAAGCCAGCUCCACUGGUCACCUGGAGGGAGGAGUGUGUUUCUGUCAGUAUGUCUCACAGCAGCUGAGUGCAGAGACAUGGGAAUAGGAAAAAUUUGAUUAUUUUUCCCCUAUUAAUGGUGUGAGUAUUAAAUUAUGUUGUAGCUCCUUCUUAAAUUUUUUGUCUAAAAGUAGUCAGUCUAUAAUCUAACUGCAUGGGUAAAUAUUAAGUUCAGAUUUCUGAUUUGUUGCCUCUUGCCAACCAUGAUGUUUACAUGUCAGUAUGUGUUCCAGGAGCUGAUCAGAGGAGAGCUGGAGCAGAACUAUUGGAUGUUUAAAACAUAUUAACUGUUACACCUACGUAAGAAAACUGGUUUUACUCAAAUAACCUAACUGUAAAUAUUGUAACGCUUUUAAGGAGACUACCUUCAAGCACUACAACUCUUAAGCACUCUGGAUGUUAUCUUGUUUCCACUUAAAAUCACCUAAAUCUGUUAACA